GAUGGAAGACAAUUCACCUGCUACUGUGGAAAGACAGGUUCUAAAGAGGUGUCGUCUUCAAAUUAUUAAGAAUGUUGAUAGUCAGAGUUUGCUAUCGUGCCUUCCAAAUGGAAUUUCUGGUUGGAAGAUAGAAGGAAUUUCUAACGAAGAUAGUGUCGCGGCGUUUUUAGACAGAUUGGAAUUAAGCGAAAAUUAUAUUGUUCAUAGUGUUUUCGAAGAAAUAAGAGCAAAAUUCCCCGAAUUGAAAAUGGUUAUAGACGAUUCAAGAAAAAAGAUUGAACAUCACUCAAAUAUUAGAAUUGAAAGUAAAGCAUCUAGACUGCCAGGAGAUGCAAUUAGAAAUGUACUCUAUUCACAAGAUGAAAUAAAACACGAAUACGUUCAAUGUUAUUCAAUUCCUAAAAAUCUCAACCAUCAUUGGAGUGUUUCAGAGCGCUCUCUUCUUACUGAUGAAGAAUCUGAUGAUAAUGAAAACGAUUUAGAAGUUGUCGUUUUACAACGUGAUCUAGUCUUUAAAAAAGUUCUUAUAUCCGAGAUUGAUGAUGAUACUGCAAAGCCUCGAAAUGAAAGCAUUCCUGUACAUGUUGUCAGUAAAGUAGAAGAAGUAAACAUAAAACCAAAUUCUCCUCCACCUCUACUUACAGAAGCAAUACUACCACCUACUGAUAAUGAUGACGGACUUUCGUCUUUACAUACUACUCAAUCGUCUAGUAAUGACAGCUAUCCCAAAUCUCAUAAAUUACCCCCUCCGCCCAUUCCACCUAAACCUACUAAUUUACCGCCGAUCAAAGUAAAUACAAAAUCCGAAGACGGGCUUUGUCCCCAAGUACCUUCAUCUUCUUCACCAAAUUUACCUAAAGAAACAUCGGAAUCAAAGGAAAGUGGACUUGAGGAGACCAAUUUAGACCUUGUACUACCGCUAGAGUCAAGAAGUCAAAGCGAUUCACAAGUGUUCAAUCAAACAGUAGAUCUAGUCAGUUCGUCGGAUGAAGGUGAUGAAUCAUAUGCUCAAAUCGGAGAUUCAACCGUUUAUAUACCACCGAUUGAUUACAAACAUAGCGAAGUAGAAUUAGAGGAAAAAUUUUACCUUAAGAGAAAUGAGUUCGUUUUAGCUGAAACAGAGUUUGCUAACCAGAAAACCAAGACUCGUUUAGCCUAUGACAAAUUAGGUUGGGCGUAUUAUAUACCUGAUAUAUAUUUGAAGAAGCAAGGUGAUCCAACAAAAGCAGACUGGUUUUAUCCCAUUCCAUUAUCUGCUAAACAUGCUACGGUGCUUUUGCGAUCUGAACCUAUUGAUGGUAUUUUCCUGGUAUACGAAGUGCCAAAGCGGCGAUCAUCUGCUCAUCUAUAUAAUCUUUCUAUUGGAAUGUCCUCUAAACAAGCUUAUCACUAUCACAUUAUUAAAAAUGGAUUGCAUAAUGAUGUAAUGAUAGAGGGGCAUUACAGAUCUUUUAUGGAUGUAAAUGAAUUAAUAGAAUUCUUUAGCUUGGAUAAGGAUGGUCUAGUAUGCAGAUUAAGACGAUCAUUAAAAUGUGCGAGGAAUAGAGAAGAAAUUUUGGAAAAAUGGAAGAUUGACAGACGUGUAUUGAGCAUCCAAUUUAGUAAAUUUGUUGGAAAAGGAGCUUUUGGAACAGUAUAUGAAGGUUUAUAUAAAGGUAUUCCUGUUGCAGUUAAAGUUGUUGACAGACACGAAGAUCAUCCGGCUGAUAUAGAUGAUGUUAUGGAAGAAGCAAAAGUAAUGAUGCCUAUAAAAUUCGAGCAUAUUGUAAGAUUAGUUGGUAUUUCUUAUGUACCAAAUUCUACAUUUUAUCUUGUAUGUGAGUAUCUCAAACACGGCAAUUUAAGAGAUUGCUUGAAGAAGGAAAAGCUCUUCCCUCCCGACGAUAUGGACUCGAAAAUAGAUGUUAUAAUGCAAAUUAUGGCUGCUUGCAUGUAUUUAGAGCAACAACGUUACAUUUUACAUAGAGAUUUAGCCGCAAGGAAUUUUUUCGUUUCGGAUAAAAAAACAGUUAAACUUGGAGAUUUCGGACGAGCAAGAUACGUUAAGGAUGACCACUAUCAAGCUGCAAAAAAUGAGAGUAUUCCUAUAAAAUGGUCAGCACCGGAAGUUCUUCGUCAUUCAGUAUAUUCGUCAAAAUCUGACGUGUGGUCAGCGGGUGUAUGUAUGUGGGAAGUUUUGUCUGGAGAAUAUCCAUUUGGUCAGCUAACAGUUGAAGAAUCGAUUUUGGCCAUAUGUCAAAAAGAAGUUAAGUUAUCUAGGCCUGUUUGUUGUUCAGCCGACCUAUUUGCAAUUAUAGAAUCCUGUUGGCACCAAGAUCCAGCUGAUCGUCCUUCAUUUCAGAGACUUUACAACAGAGUAAAGAGAAAAUCUAGUAUGUAUUAUGGGACAAUACGAAGGGUAAGUACAUACAUCUCGGAAAAAGGGAGCGAUCAGAGAUUAGACUACGGGCAAAAUACGAAUUUUUUCGCUUCCUCUUCAUCCGAUAUAAGUCAAAUCAGUAAUUUGCAUACGCAACCAUCUUCGGGCGUUCGAAAAAGUUUAAGAAAGAUAUCGAAGUUUGUAGCAAACAAGAAAAAAACGAAAUCUAAAUCUGCUAUUAAUUUAUCAAUGGAUAACGGAAAAUCGACUGUUUAG
Dimorphilus gyrociliatus is the source of this 2635-nucleotide messenger RNA. NCBI's taxonomy places the organism in Eukaryota, Metazoa, Annelida, Polychaeta, Dinophilidae. The record is from the annotation of a GenBank genome assembly.